AAUCAAAGUUAAAACCUCUCAUGAUUUUGCAGUUUUUUUUUUAACACGCUUGAAGUGAGACGUAUACAUAAUCUGUACGCGUCAGAUAUCUCUGAAAACAUGUUUAGAUUUUGAUAAACCGAUCAAAACGGUUAGUUUUUAGCUAAACUUAGCUGAGAUUGAUUAGCUGCUCUAGCUAACACAAGCAGCAGCAGGUAGCCACAGGUAGUCGUAGCUAGCUAGCUUGCAAUAAAUCUUCUUUUCUCGGCUUUAUAACGUCGUUAGCUAAAUUUGUGUAGUGCUGAAAGACAAUUUUUACAAUCCUGAACGCGCUUCUGUCAAAACAACGGUUGACACAACUGGGGACAAAUUGUACCUGCUUCUAGCUUUAAUCGUUUUAUUUUAGGAGUUACUGGUGAUUGCUUUUAAAAAUACUAACGCUUGUAUUUACACAUUCAGCAUGGACGCAGAACUUGAGUUUUUGCGCGAUCAAGUCCACAGGUUAAAUUCUGCUCUCAGCCAGUAUCAGUAUGGCAACCGCAACCAGUCCACACCAUCUCAGGUUGAAGAAGCAAGGCGGGCAGAGUCUCCUGCUCCCUGGAUCUCAGAUAGAGGCAUAAUGGCUCCUCUGAUAGUGGAGUAUGAUCGGCACAUGGAUGAAAUGACUGAACAGCUGCGGAGAUACCAGGGCCAGAUGACAGAUGUUACAGCGAAACUGAAGAGGGUUGUCAAGGAAAACGAAAGGCUGCAUGCAGAACUGAGGGAGUCUGUUGAGAAGCAGCUUCAUUCCCUGCCCAUGGCUUCAGGAGUAGAGGGCAGCACCCUGGAGGAGGAUUCAGUCAUCAAAAACCUUCAAGAACAGGUCCAGCUGUCUGAACAGGAGCGGGUGCAGGCCACGGAGCUGUGGCAGACGGCAGCCCAGGAGCUGGACCGCCUCCAACAGGUCUACCAGAAGACCAUGUCUGAUGGACAGAUCCACGACGCCCAGAGACAGCAGCUCAAGGAUCAGCUUGUUCAGUUCCAGCAGCACACGUACAAACUCCAAGUGGCCAAUCAGAAACUGGAAUCGACUAACCAGCAGUUCCUGAAGACAAUGACGGAGCAGAGCACAGAGAUGGAGGAGCUACACAGCCAGCUCAGGCAAGCCAAGAUUGAACUGAGAACAGCAACAGCCAAGGUGGAUGAGAUGACCAAAUUAUUACAGAAUGUCCAGGGCCAAAUGCAGAGACGGGAGGAAGAUGUGGCAGAAGCCCAGGGUCGAGAGGACGCUGCAGACAGACGGCUCCAGCAGCUUCAGGCAGCCUUGAGUCAGCUAGAGACCAGGCUAAAAGCUGCAUCUCAGGAGGCAGAGGCAGUUCGCAGAGAGCAAACUGUGUGGGAGAGAAAGGUGGGAGAACUCCAGGCACGCUGUACCACCCUAGAAGAGGAGAAGUAUGAGGCCUUGUCCAAAGUCAGAGAGAGUGUUCAAGUGGCUGAGGAGGCUGCCCUGCAGAAGGACCAGGCCCUGUUAAGAGAGAAGCAGAAGACAGAAGAGCUGGAAAAGACAAAGGAGGCCAUCAAACAGCUGAUCCAGGAUGCUGCAGUUCGUACCAGAAAAGAGGUGGAAAAUGUUCGCAAACAGUGCAAUGUUCAAAUCCACCGUAUGGCAGAGGAGCUGUCGGCACUGCAGCUGGAGUGUGCAGAUAAAGAGUCUCAGAUUGAAAGGUCCCUGCGAGAGAGAAAAGCUGUGGAGGAGGAACUGGAAAAGGUGUAUAAGGAGGGAAGGGCAGAGCCAGAGUUCAGGAAGAUAGAUGCCCUUCAUCAGAGGUGUCUAAAUGCAGAGAGAUUGAAGGAAGACUUAAGCCUCACUCUACAAAGCACCCAGACCAAACUAAAAAAGAUGGAGCUGGACUAUAAUGAGGAGCUGUCACGGUGCCAAGAAGAAGUGCGUCAGCUACAAAGCUCUCUGGCUGCAGCCCGGGAUGACUGCGUUGGUGUCAGUGAUGAGCGGCUUCAGCUGCAACAAGAGAACUUGCAGCUCCGCAGGGAGAUGGAUGAGCUGCGCAAAGCCUCCCUGCUGGUCCAAAAGAAGGCCAAGCAACAGGUUUCGCAGAUGGAGCACGAGUACAGCCUAAAAGAGCAGGGACUGGAUGCGCGGGUGAGGGAGCUGGAGGAAAGCAGUCGAAGCUCGAGUGCUGAUCUGACGCGCCUCCUUACAGCACAGCAGAAAAGCACUCAGCGAUGGAAGGAGGAAGCCAAGAACCUGGUCCAGGCCUUUGAGACUAAAAUCACAGGCCUCAAGGCAGAGCUGAGUCGUCAGAAGCAGCGUUCACAUGAGCUAGAGAUACGGCUUGAAACUGACCAUAAUACCAUUUCUGAGUAUGAGAGGCAGCUAGCAGAAUAUCAAGAGAAAGCGAGUCGUCUCCAGAGACGCCUGACACAAGCUGAGCAGCGGGCAUCUACUGCUACACAGCAGCUGAGUAUGUUGGCGUCCCAGCGAAGGAAGACUGCAAUAGCUAAUCCAGAUAGUGUAUGAUGGCAGCUGGUUACUGUGCUGUAGAAACAAUAAUGUAAAGAAUGUGUUGCUCUCUCCGCAUUCUGGCCAAAAGAGUCCGUGUUUUUAUAGUUACAUGGCAGCAACAAUUUUCUAGACUAAUAUUGUACAAAAUGGUGAAUUGUUUGUGUAAGAAGCCACUGAUAUGUGCAGUGUAAUAUCCAAAAUAAACUUUGUGAUAACUUAAAA
Messenger RNA from Amphiprion ocellaris (clown anemonefish), 2701 nucleotides. RefSeq names its product sodium channel and clathrin linker 1 (gene sclt1). Gene Ontology annotation, biological process: cilium assembly; clustering of voltage-gated sodium channels. Gene Ontology annotation, cellular component: centriole. The record is from RefSeq and is a predicted model, not a curated record. The coding region runs from base 440 to 2494 and encodes 684 amino acids. The transcript is spliced from 21 exons. NCBI's taxonomy places the organism in Eukaryota, Metazoa, Chordata, Actinopteri, Pomacentridae.